AUGGAGUACCGCCGCGCCUUCAUCGUGCACCCGCGCGACGAGUCUAAGCUCGACUUCGCCCCCCGCACCCCCGCGCGCCGCCGGCCGCGCCGCGUCACGUACGUGGACGACGACGUGAUGGGCGACAGCGUGGACGAGGACGGACCGCGCUCCUUCCACAUCCUGGACGCGAGGAUCCGUGAGGCGGAUGACGACCUCACCACCCUCCGGCUGGAGGAGGAGCAGGGCGACUACGACGACCAAGGCUUCGACGGCGGCUUCGACGGCGGCUUCGACGGCGGCUUCGACCGUGGCUUCGACGGCGGCUUCGACGGUGGCCUCGACGGGGUCAGAGAUGGCUCGGAACAGGGCCUCGGGCACCUAAGUUCCCCUGGGGUUUCCCCCGUCCUGAUAGCGCCCGCCUCGUGCCGCAUGGACAUCUUGGACGCCCAGUCCGACGCCAGUCCGCAGCUGGCCCUGGGCGCAUCCGCUUCGCCUGCGCCGGGCUCCGACACGGCCGGAGGAUCCACUCCUGGGGCGGAGCAGUACAACGACGCGGCGUUCUUGUCCACGCCCAUGCCCGUGUACCUGGCCUGCACCACGGCGCCGUACUACUGCACCGGGGCCAGCCCGCCCCACCAUCUCUACUUCGGCGGCUUCUGCCCGAACUGGUCUCCAUCGCACCAAGGCUACGCGCCGUCUCCGUACUGCCCCAGCCUGGCUCCCGGAGCAGCCCCUUCGGCCGGUGCAGGUGCCGCCCCCGCACCACCACAGCACGGACCACCUGCCUACUGCCCCUCCAUCCUGCCGCCGGUGCAUCCCAAGUCCAAGAACAGGGGCGCGGUGAAGCCCGGCGUCAAGAACAAGACGAACACGCCUCCGGGUGGCGGGAGCGGCGCGCCAGGCGGCUCUGACGCGUCCACGGCCACGGCCUCGUCGACCUCCUCUCAGACGAGGGCCUUCGUGGUGCUGGACCAGUCCAGGGGCGGGGCGGGCAACGACGCCAACAACAACGAGUCCUUCGACAAGCCUCCGACGCCGCCCGGCCCGUCAUCGGGUUACGAGUGA
Molecule: messenger RNA, 1047 nt
Organism: Thrips palmi
Lineage: Eukaryota; Metazoa; Arthropoda; Insecta; Thysanoptera; Thripidae
Product: LIM domain-binding protein 3-like
Exons: 4
Coding region: 1-1047 (348 amino acids)
Source: RefSeq, a predicted model, not a curated record